Molecule: messenger RNA, 2166 nt
Organism: Manis javanica (Malayan pangolin)
Lineage: Eukaryota; Metazoa; Chordata; Mammalia; Pholidota; Manidae
Gene: SHF
Product: Src homology 2 domain containing F
Molecular function (GO): phosphotyrosine residue binding
Source: RefSeq, a predicted model, not a curated record
UCCGCCCCCCGCCCGGCCACAGCGCUCCCCUCGCUCAGUCUGGUUGGCCCCAUGUUACUGAGCGGAGCUCCUCCGGCGGGCUCCGGCUCGGGGCCGCGGGCGCAGGGGAACGCCGGGGGCGGCCCAGGAGGGUCGCGCCGAGGCGCCGGGAGUGCGGGGGCCGGCCCAGGAGGGGGCGGCAGUGGCGGAGUGGCCAAGUGGCUCCGGGAGCACCUGGGCUUCCGCGGGGGGGGCGGCGGCGGAGGUGGGGGCAAGCCGGCGCCCCCAGAGCCGGACUAUCAGCCCCCCGCACCCUCUCCGGCCGCUCCCCCCGCGCCACCCCCGGACAUCCUGGCCGCCUACCGGCUGCAGAGGGAGCGCGACUUCGAAGAUCCCUACUCCGGGGGGCCGUCCGGCUCCGCUGCCCUCGCCACCCCAGCAGUCCCCGGCCCUACGCCGCCCCCGCGCCACGGCUCACCCCCGCACCGCCUCAUUCGGGUCGAGACCCCUGGCCUCCCGGCACCCCCUCCGGAGGAGAGGACCUCUGGACCCCCCGCCAGCAACGACAGGAGCAUCUUGGGAGAAGCGGAGCUGCCUCUUGGAUGUCUGAAGCCUGCUCUCCUUCCACAGUUGGCAAUCCUAGAAGACUAUGCGGACCCAUUUGAUGUUCAGGAAACUGGUGACAGCCCAGCAGGGGCUUCAGGAGCCCCAGAGAAGGUUCCUGAAAAUGAUGGCUACAUGGAGCCCUAUGAGGCCCAAAAGAUGAUGGCAGAGAUCCGGGGCUCCAAGGAGACAGCAGUUCAGCCCCUGCCUCUGUAUGACACACCCUAUGAGCCAGAGGAGGAGGGGACCACCCCAGAGGGUGAGGGGGUCCCCUGGCCCCGAGAGUCCCGUCUGCCCGAGGAUGAUGAGAGGCCGCCUGAGGAGUAUGACCAGCCCUGGGAGUGGAAGAAGGAGCGGAUUUCCAAAGCCUUUGCAGUUGACAUUAAGGUCAUCAAAGACCUACCUUGGCCUCCACCAGUGGGACAGCUGGACAGCAGCCCCUCCCUGCCUGAUGGGGACAGGGGCGUCUCCGGUCCAGCCUCACCCCUCCCUGAGCCCAGCCUGGAGGACGGCAGCGCCCAGUUUGAAGGAUCUGAGAAGAGCUGCCUGUCACCUGGCCGGGAGGAGAAGGGGCGGCUACCUCCCCGACUCUCUGCAGGGAACCCCAAGGCAGCCAAGCCUGUAAACGUGGAGCCCAGCAGCCCCCUGGGGGAGUGGACAGACCCAGCACUUCCUCUGGAAAACCAGGUCUGGUACCACGGGGCCAUCACUCGAACAGAUGCCGAGAACCUGCUCCGGCUGUGCAAAGAAGCCAGCUACCUGGUGCGCAACAGUGAGACCAGCAAGAAUGACUUCUCCUUGUCCCUCAAGAGCAGUCAGGGUUUCAUGCACAUGAAACUGUCUCGGACCAAGGAACACAAGUAUGUGCUGGGCCAGAACAGCCCACCCUUCAGCAGCGUCCCUGAAAUCGUGCACCACUACGCCAGCCGCAAGCUGCCCAUUAAGGGGGCCGAGCACAUGUCCCUGCUCUACCCCGUGGCCAUCCGGACUCUGUAGGUGUGAGGCUUCAGCACUGUGACAGAUCUGGACGCAGCUCUGUGUUCAUCCCCCGGCUGAGGGUCGUGACUGUCCCCGGGACAUGAUCUCCCUUUCUUCCUUCACCUUGGGAUCUAGUGCAAGCUGGAGAUUUAAAUUAUUCUAAAGCGGAAGGGCUACCGGGGCCUUAGAAUAAGUUAUCUGGAGGUGGGGAUAGAGAAAUCCCCGGGAAGAAGGGCUAGCUACUGGAGAAGGGGGCUUCAGAACGGCUGGUCUCCUGGAGUUUAAGAUCAGCAGCCCAACCCCUUUCGGUCCCUAGGGCACAGGUGGGGAUUGCCUUCCCCACCGGCCUCAUUCCGCCGGUCACUGCGGGGUGGGGCAGGACGCGGGCCCGCUGGGCGCGCGUACCACCUCUCCGCCUCCACCCCCAAACCACCGGCGGGCGUCGCCCAGAGUCUGGUGCGGGGCUUGGGGAAGGCGGACCCCUGGAAUGGAGACAGCAUUGGGGUUGGGAGAGAAUGGGAAGGGCUCGGGCCGGAGGGAAGCUAUGCAGUCCCCAGGCCGCCCCGGCUCCCGGCCAGAGGCAAUAAAUAAACAGUCCUGCCAGGC